Closterium sp. NIES-65 is the source of this 468-nucleotide messenger RNA. The record is from the annotation of a GenBank genome assembly. NCBI's taxonomy places the organism in Eukaryota, Viridiplantae, Streptophyta, Zygnematophyceae, Desmidiales, Closteriaceae.
AUGGCUUUGACCGGAAUUAAGGCCGUGAAGAAUCCCGUCCGUGUUGUGCUGCAACGGAUUGCACAAUUUAUGUUCGUCGUGAUCGGAAUUUCAGGAAUUCUUAUGAUCGCGAUGAUCCUCGCUUUCCAACAAAAGCCGAACUUCGCUCCUGGAUGGUGUAUUAUCGUCCUUGGUGUCUUGACUGUUGGAGCUUCUGUUUUGGGAUUCGCGGGCUUCAUUAACUCUGGUUGCUUCAUCUGUCACUCAGCGAUUCUAUCUUUGGCAGCAGUCGGCUGUGGUGCAUUCACCCUGGCAUUGUUUGUUUCUAAGCCGGCCAUUGCAAGGGCCAUCAACUCACGUCAGUGGAACGACGACAAGGUCUGGGCUUUCUUAACCAAGAUCCACUUCACUCAUCUGCUUGUACAGAGCCUUGAGGAGCAACAGCGACAACGGGACACAGAAAUGCAUAAGCUGAAGAAGACAGUGUAA